UGGAUCAUCAUUCUCAUUCAUAAAGGUUCUGUGAUGAUCAUAGUAUAUAUUUGGGCCAUCUGAGCUCAUGACUGAUCAUCAGAAUACCAAAAUGCAGGUAUAUACAAUAGUUUGGAAGAAUUGAAAGUUACAAGCUAAUCGAGUAGCGUUUUCAAAUAUUCUUGGAUUCAAGCACCUAUCAAUUAAAUUCAUUCUGGGCUGUAUGGUUAGGCAUUUUGGCCGAAAUCCAAUCAGCAGAUUGCUUGGAUGAUGGAGUACCCAAGGCUUAUGGGUUUACUUAAUAGUUUGGCGAUGGGAUUCCAAAGACCAUCUUCCUAUAAACAAAAACAGCAGUCUGUUCCGAAAACAACAAAAGACGUCGAAGACAAAGGAGACAGCUUCAAAAACACGAGAAUACCAUACCUAAGUCCUACCACAAAUGAACCUAUAGCUUUUGAUUCAUAUUAUAAUUCCUGGGUGGCAGAACACCCAUCUGCUCUAGGCUCAUUUGAUCGUAUGAUGAAAGCCGCAAAAGGGAAGACGAUUGCCGUGUUUUUAGACUACGACGGGACACUCUCACCUAUUGUAGAUGACCCUGAUCGUGCCUUCAUGUCUGAUGAGAUGCGCGGAGCAGUACGUGAAGUUGCAAAACUUUUUCCAACAGCCAUAAUUAGUGGAAGGAGCAGAGACAAGGUAAAAGACUUUGUAAAGUUGAGUAAUGUAUAUUAUGCUGGGAGCCAUGGGAUGGACAUAAUGGCCCCAGCAAGGCCACGGAAGUACAAUGAUGGCAAACACCAAACCGUAGUGCUUGAUAAGAAGGAGAGUGAAGUUCGCUUUCAACCUGCUAAGAAAUUCUUGCCUGCAAUUCAAGAGAUAUUCACAAUCUUAGAGGAGAAAACACAGAAAAUUCAAGGCGCUAGGGUAGAGGAUAAUAGUUUCUGCAUCUCUGUACAUUUUCGACAGGUCCGGAAAGAGGAUUAUGGCAUGUUGGAAGAGAAGGUUAAGUCUGUAGUUGAAAACUAUCCAGAAUUUCACCUGACUGAGGGAAAAAUGGUUUUGGAAGUACGACCAUCAAUAGAAUGGAACAAAGGUCAUGCCUUGGAGUAUUUACUUGACACUCUAGGGUUUAGCAACUCUGCAGGUGAUGUCCUCCCAUUGUACAUUGGAGAUGAUCGAACUGAUGAAGAUGCUUUCAAGGUCAUUCGAAGUAGAGGACAAGGGUAUCCAAUCAUUGUAUCUUCCAUGCCGAAGGAUACAAGCGCUUCAUACUCUUUGCGUGACACCUUGGAAGUAUUAACUUUUCUGCUACGAUUAGGGAAAUCGAGGAAAUCAUCUUCUUCAAGCAAGUCACUUGCUCGAUUUGGGUUUAUAGCAUAUUCAACAAAUUAUGUAAAAUGUCUAUAUUAGCUAAAUUUAGCUAAUAUAUAUUGCUCAUUUUUCACCUCCAACAUAUUAGUUAGAGGCUAGCUAAAAUACAUUUGAUGCUACAGAUUGAGGGAGUUUAAGGGUAAAAUUAAGAAGCUCUUAUCUUAUUUGGGAUGAUCGCCCUCCUUUAUAUUAGAUUCAUUGUUUAAUUGCCUGAUAGGUCUAUGAUUGUGGAAUAGUAAUAUAUAUGCAUGUAGGCAGGAGGCUGUGUUUGGA
Messenger RNA from Alnus glutinosa, 1620 nucleotides. Its product is annotated as probable trehalose-phosphate phosphatase 4. Bases 247 to 1386 code for a protein of 379 amino acids. Gene Ontology annotation, molecular function: trehalose-phosphatase activity. The record is from RefSeq and is a predicted model, not a curated record. Gene Ontology annotation, biological process: trehalose biosynthetic process. Lineage: Eukaryota; Viridiplantae; Streptophyta; Magnoliopsida; Fagales; Betulaceae. The transcript has 11 exons.